This is a messenger RNA of Scomber scombrus (Atlantic mackerel), 1343 nucleotides long. It is a transcript of the gene igf2bp2a, whose product is annotated as insulin-like growth factor 2 mRNA binding protein 2a. Gene Ontology annotation, biological process: regulation of gene expression; nervous system development. NCBI's taxonomy places the organism in Eukaryota, Metazoa, Chordata, Actinopteri, Scombriformes, Scombridae. The record is from RefSeq and is a predicted model, not a curated record. Gene Ontology annotation, cellular component: cytosol; cytoplasm; nucleus. Gene Ontology annotation, molecular function: mRNA 3'-UTR binding.
CACUUUAGGACCUGAUACCCCUUCGAGAUUUUUUUUUCGUCAUUCAGAUCAUGAACAAACUAUAUGUUGGGAAUUUAAGUCCUUCGGUCACUGUCGAGGACUUGCAGCAGCUCUUUGGGGAGAGGAAGCUGCCAGUGGCCGAGCAGGUCCUGCUGAAAUCCGGCUAUGCUUUUGUGGACUUCCCCGACCAGAACUCGGCCAUAAAGGCUAUAGAGACUCUUUCUGGUAAAGUUGAAUUACACGGAAAGGUGAUAGAGGUAGACUACUCUGUUCCCAAAAAACUAAGGAGUCGGAAGAUCCAGAUCCGGAACAUUCCCCCUCAUCUACAGUGGGAGGUUUUGGAUGGCCUUCUAGCUCAGUAUGGUACUGUAGAAAACGUGGAACAAGUUAACACUGAUACAGAAACAGCAGUGGUGAAUGUUACGUACGCAACCAAGGAGGAAGCUAAAGAAGCCAUUGAGAAGUUGACAGGACACCAGUUUGAAGACUACUCCUUCAACGUGUCAUAUAUCAUGGACAUGGAUGUUGCUCCGCCCGUCCAGGCUCCUCGCACACGGCGUGGGGGUCGAUCGUCCCGGGACCAGGGCACCCCUCAGCCUGGGCCCUCAGGAGGCUUCGGCACUCCGCGCCCCAGGCAACAUGACUUCCCCUUGCGCAUGCUCGUGCCUACUCAGUUUGUGGGAGCCAUCAUCGGCAAGGAGGGCCUCACCAUCAAGAAUGUAACCAAACAGACGCAGUCCAAGGUGGACAUUCAUCGGAAGGAGAAUGCAGGUGCAGCAGAAAAGCCCAUCACCAUCCACUCAACUCCAGAGGGCUGCUCCUCCGCCUGCAGCAUGAUCCUGGACAUCAUGCAGAAGGAGGCCAACGAGACCAAGACGACGGAGGACAUCCCUCUGAAAAUCCUCGCCCACAACAGCCUGGUGGGCCGGCUGAUUGGGAAGGAGGGCCGCAACCUGAAGAAGAUCGAGGAGGAGACAGGGACCAAGAUUACCAUCUCCUCGUUACAAGACUUAACCAUUUACAACCCUGAGAGGACCAUCACGGUGAAGGGCAGCUUGGAGGCGUGUUGUAAAGCCGAGGCGGAUAUCAUGAAGAAACUGAGGGAAGCCUACGAGAAUGACAUUGCUGCUAUAAAUCAACAGGCCAACCUCUAUCCCAGGUUGAACCUGAACGCUCUGGGCAUCUUCUCCUCUGGUCUGCCGGUGCUGCCCCCUGCUGCUGGACCACGUGGUGCAUUGACCCCUGUGGCACCAGCAGGAUACAACCCAUUCUUAAGUCACUCUUCACAUCUCAGUGGCCUGUACGGGGUUCCUCCAGCAAGUGCCAUCCCCCACCAGCACUCA